This is a messenger RNA of Cercocebus atys (sooty mangabey), 1619 nucleotides long. Its product is annotated as putative 60S ribosomal protein L36-like 1. Gene Ontology annotation, cellular component: cytosolic large ribosomal subunit; ribosome. Gene Ontology annotation, biological process: cytoplasmic translation. Bases 341 to 658 code for a protein of 105 amino acids. The transcript has a single exon. The record is from RefSeq and is a predicted model, not a curated record. Gene Ontology annotation, molecular function: structural constituent of ribosome. Lineage: Eukaryota; Metazoa; Chordata; Mammalia; Primates; Cercopithecidae.
GUUCUGGGAUCCACAUGCAGAACAUGCAGGUUUGCUACAUAGAUAUACAUGUGCCAUUUGAGACUACAUAAAAUGACCAAACUUACAAAUUAUUGGUAUUCCUGAGGGAGAUGAGAGAUUAAAAGGCUUAGAAAGCCUAUUUAACAAAAUAAGAAAUGAAACUUUUCCAAGUAUAGCAAGAUUUAGACAUCCAGACACAGGAGACUCAGUGAUCCCAAGGAAAACACAAUGCAAAAAGGAGUUUGCCACAGCAUAUUAUAAUCAGAUUGUCUAAGGUAAAAAGAAUUCUAAAAUCAGCAAGACAGCCUUUAACCACAGCCACCACUGGAGAGCAGCAGCAAUGGCUCUGUGCUACACUAUGGUUGUGGGCCUCAACAAAGGCCACAAGGUGACCAAGAAUGUGAGCAAGCCCAGACACAGUCGUAGCCUCGGGCGCCUGACCAAACAUACCAAGUGUGUGCGGGGCAUGACCCGAGAGGUGUGUGGCUUCACCCCAUACGAGCGGCGAACCAAGGAGUUACUGAAGGUCUCCAAGGACAAACAGGCCCUCAAGUUCAUCAAGAAAAGGGUGGGGACACACAUCCUCACCAAGAGGAAACGAGAGGAGCUGAGCAAUGUCCUGGCCACCAUGAGGAAAAUUACUGCUAAGAAAGACUGAGCCCCCUGCCCUGCCCUCUUCCUGAGAUAAAGAACAGCUUGACAGAAAAAAAUAAAAUAAAAUCAUCAAGAGAAAAGCACCCUGUCACCUACAUAAGGAAACUCCAUGAGACUAACAUGAGACUUCUCACCAGAACCCUUAACAGCCAGAAGAGAAGGGAAUGACAUAUUAAAAGUGCUGAAAUAAAAAAAAAUCACCUACAUAAGGAAACUCCAUGAGACUAACAUGAGACUUCUUACCAGAAACAUUAAAAGCCAGAUGAGAAGGGAAUGACGUAUUAAAAGUGCUGAUAUUUAAAAAAAAAAAAAAAAAACAAGACUGCCAGCCAAGAACUCAAUAUCCAGCAAUAAGCUUCAUAAAUAAGAAGAAAUGAAGUCUCUCCCAAACAUGCAAAUACUGAGGAAUUCAUCGCCACUAAACUGGCCCUACAAGAAAUGCUCAAAGAAGUCCUAAACUUGGAAGUAAAAGUGAUAUCCAUCAUCAUGAAAACACACAAAAGUAUAAAACUCACUGGUAAAGCAAUCACACAAAGGAGGAAGAAAAAGAAAUCAAAUGGCACCACUACAGAAUUCCACCAAACCACAAAGACAAACAUUCCAAGAAAAAAACAGAGAAUUUAUAAAACUGGAAAAUGAUUAACAAUAUGACAAGAACAAACCCUCACAUAUCAAUAUAAACCUUGAAAAUAAAUGAAUUAAAUGCCCCAUUUAAAAGAUACAGAUUGGCAAAAUAGAUUUUAAAAAUAUAAUCCAACUAUAUGAUGCUUAUGAGAAACUCACAUUACUUGUAAAGACACAUAUAGACCAAAAGUAAAGGAGUAGAAAGACAGUCCACACAAACAAAAUCCAAAAGUGAGCAGCACUAGCUGUACUUGCAUCAAUUAAAUCAGAUAUUAAAUAAAAGACGGUUAAAAAAAGACAAAGAACGUCAUUCUAUAAUAAAGGGAUCAAUUUGGCAAGAG